CCAAUCCCCACUCUCACAACCUCGCAACCACACCAGAUCACACAUCCUACCACCACUCACGUCCAGUUCAUAUCACCUCACCUCCAUCCGCCGUCGCUGGCUGACGUGCCUCUACCCGGAUCCAUGUUGGAAGUUCUCUUCUCCUUCUUCCACACCAUAGCCAUGAUCACAAAGACGCUCUCCUAUGCCGCCGCAGGUGCCUUUGCCCUCCUGGCACUGGCAUCGCCCCGCUCCCAGAGGGCUCGCAUGUACCUCAACAUCGUCGUGUACGUGUCCUCGCUGGGGAUCUGCUCCAUGAUCGGACUGGUCACCUCCAUUGUGAUGAACUUCAUCCCCAGCCAGAGACUCAACAAUAAUUUCCUCGUCGCACGAUGCUUUUACCUCAUCGCUGGCACGCUCACAGGUGUCAGGUUCACCGUAGAAGGAGAGGAGAACUUCGAAAAGGCUAGGCCAUCUGUACUCGUCGGCAACCACCAGAGCAGUAUGGACAUCCUCUACCUCGGCAGAAUCUUCCCAAAGGUCGCCAGUAUCAUGGCCAAGCAGGAGCUCAAGUACGCUCCCCUCCUUGGUCAGUGGAUGUACCUCUCAGGAGCAGUCUUCAUCGACAGAAAGAAUCGUGGCGAUGCAGUAAAGACUUUCGACCAAGUCGGAGCAGCUAUGAAGAAGGACAAGCUCUCCCUCUGGGUCUUCCCCGAAGGCACCCGUUCCAAGCUGCCCGUACCGGACUUGCUUCCAUUCAAGAAGGGCGCCUUCCACCUCGCCCUGCAAGCACAAGUCCCCGUAGUCCCCGUCGUGUGCGAAAACUACCACCGUCUGUUUGACUCCAAGACUCGCUUCGAGUCAGGAACCAUCCGCAUCAAGGUUCUCCCGCCUGUAGAGACCAAGGGGAUGACCGCGGCGGAUGCAACGGCUCUGACGGACAAGGUCAGGCAGCAGAUGCUCGACGCUCUGAUCCAGAUGGACACCGAGAGGGAAGAAUUUGACGUCAGCUCCACUGCCGACCAGCCCUCCUCGUCCGUCGUAGGCAGCAGUUCUGCGCGCGCUAGUGGAGCCAGUCUUAGUGUGGGCUCUAAUGUCGCGCGAGGGGAGCGUGGCCUGGGCGGUAUCGCGGGGUGGAUGGGCAAGCUAAUUGGUACGGGCUCAGGCAGGGACACGGACAGGAAGGCAGCUCGGGAUGCUGAGCGACUCAAGACCAAGGGGAGCAGCGGGCAACGACCCGAGGACUACCAUCUGGUCAGCGAAGCCCAGCGUCGAAGUGCCGGCGAUGAGGCGACACAGCAGGAUCAGCAAACGAGUCAGGCCAAGGCUACGGGUACGCAGGAGACGCAGGCUAGAGAAGGACUGACGCAGAGGAGUACAGGCGGUGGUGGUAAUGGUGAUGGGAAUGGAAGUGUGGAGAGCGAUGAGACCGAGGGGAGCACAGUUCUCGUAGAGGCACCUCAGUGAGCGGCUGUCCUGCAUCUGACGGGGAAAGGACUCGAGAGCGCCCUCAUAGGUGGGGUCGGGAAAGGAAAGGCAAAGAGGAGGGCUACGCAAGGCAGUCUCCGACUGGAGAUCAAGAUGAUGAAAGCAGAGAAACCCGUCCCCACCCACACACAACGGGAUUCUGCCACCGCGCUGCUCUAGGUGCGACAGAAUCAUCAAGCACACGCCCUAACGAGGAGUGAGUUUCGCGUGUACUCGGGCCAAUGGGUCAGAAGGGUGGCAGCGCUAUGUAGGGACAAGAGGGAAAGGGAGGGAAGUGGGGCUGUAUGGACAUCUGUAGAAGGGAAGGACGGGCUGCGCUACCUCUAACUCCCUUCUGGCUCCCUUCCUCUCUUCAUGUGGACCUUGUAACUUUUCUCAUCGCCAGCGUCCCCACUCCUUCACCCCCCUCUUCGUGUCCUUUCAAAUACGACUCAUUUGCGUACCCCAUUGAAGUCUACUUCA
Molecule: messenger RNA, 1929 nt
Organism: Microstroma glucosiphilum
Lineage: Eukaryota; Fungi; Basidiomycota; Exobasidiomycetes; Microstromatales; Microstromataceae
Product: 1-acylglycerol-3-phosphate O
Exons: 1
Coding region: 163-1446 (427 amino acids)
Biological process (GO): phosphatidic acid biosynthetic process
Cellular component (GO): membrane; endoplasmic reticulum
Molecular function (GO): 1-acylglycerol-3-phosphate O-acyltransferase activity
Source: RefSeq, a predicted model, not a curated record